AUGGCCAGCAACUCAACCCGCCUCCGCGCGAUGGCCCUAUACAAGGAGCUGCAUCGCCUGGGCAGGGAUUAUCCGGACCCCUCGUAUGACUUCCAGGGCAGAGUACGACGGAUGUUCGAGAAAAAUCGACAUCUUACGGAGAAAGACGAGAUAGAGGAUGCCUUGAAACUGGGGGAAUACAUUAAAAAGGGUGCGCACAGUACCCGUUCCGCUCGUACCACCAUAGCUAACCGCCGUCUUGCCCACUUACGAACCAUGAACCUUACCCAUCCCCGACGUCUACCGUCUGUGUCGUAUCUGCGCGGCUGCGCUGCGGACUUACAGAAACUCUUGCGCUCUAUUCAUUGCGCAAAUACCGACACCUCAAGCGAAUGUACCCAAGCUCGACAACGGAACCGAUUACAGAUCACCCACCAGAAACGAUACGCUCUCAUUCGCAGUCGCGCCCCCGUUAAACGUUAA
Molecule: messenger RNA, 462 nt
Organism: Pleurotus ostreatus (oyster mushroom)
Lineage: Eukaryota; Fungi; Basidiomycota; Agaricomycetes; Agaricales; Pleurotaceae
Exons: 3
Coding region: 1-462 (153 amino acids)
Biological process (GO): respiratory electron transport chain
Cellular component (GO): mitochondrion
Source: RefSeq, a predicted model, not a curated record